Messenger RNA from Musca domestica (house fly), 808 nucleotides. RefSeq lists its product as uncharacterized. The transcript is spliced from 3 exons. The coding region runs from base 190 to 756 and encodes 188 amino acids. The record is from RefSeq and is a predicted model, not a curated record. NCBI's taxonomy places the organism in Eukaryota, Metazoa, Arthropoda, Insecta, Diptera, Muscidae.
UAGUUGUGACAUUCCAAAAAAUAAUCUUGUUCAUCAAAACAUUUGCCAUAUAAAUAUUUAAUUAUUUGAUUGACUCGAAUCAUGCCAUGCUAAUUAGAAGAAAUAAUUUAUAAAUAUUAUGGAUGCUUGUUAACGAGACAUUAAACGUAAUUGGAUAAUAAAACAAACUACAACAAUAGCGGGGAAAAUAUGAGAAUAAUUAAUAUUCCGAUUUUAUUUAUACUCUAUGCCAUAGGCCAUGGCGAGGCUUUCAGUAAUCAGAAAACCUGGUCCAUUGAAAUGAAAUCGGUGGAGGUAACAACUUCCAAUCCGGAUCUAAUGGAUUUCAACGGUUUCAAAGUGAGUCGGGUGUCGCGUGGCCUCUAUGCCCUGUCAGGAAACAUUGUUUUGAAUUUUGAAAUCAUUGAAGGAGAUGCCAAUGAGAUGGAAAUAAACAUGUAUUACAGUUCCACUGGCAAGAACGACUAUCGUGCUCUACCCUUUCGCAUAUAUCGCCAACAUGUCAUUGAUAUUUUGAAUUCGGUCUACAAAGAGGGUGCCAUGGAGAAUUUCGCCUCCUGUUCAAAUCUACCACAAUUCGAGGAUAAAUUUGAACCACCCCUCGUAAAGGAUACCUAUUACAUGGACAAGUGUCAAUUUGAUGAAUCCGGCUUUCCAAAUCAUGCCCAGGAGGGUUUCUAUAAAAUUGAGGUAAUCGGUUAUGGGGAAGUUGAUUGGACAAUGAUACUGGUCUUUAAAUUGGACGCUGAUGUGUGAAAUUGUGAAAAAAAGUAAUACAAUAUAUGAGAAAUAAUAUCGAAUAUAUAUG